AUGGCUGAUCACAAGGAUCAACAUCAGCAGCAGCAACCCCAUGGCUCAAAGAGAGAAGAAGAAGAAGUCAUAACAACAUUUUCUCCCACGAUAUUUUCUCCCAAGUCAUUUCCCAGGAGAAGAAGAAUCAAAUACUGUGGAAUUGUCAUUGCACUUGUUCUGCUCCAGAUUGUAGUGCUUGGGGUGCUUUGCCUCACUGUCUUUCGCUUCAGGGAUCCCAACGUCAAGCUGGCUGCAAUUUCUGUCGAGAAUUUCAGCCCGGCGCUUGGAACAUCCACUGCCAUCAACAUGACACUGAGGGCAGAAAUUAAGGUGAAGAAUCAAAACUGGGGAAAGUUGAAAUAUGAUGAGAGUGUUUUGGUUGUGUCACAUGAGGGUUCUACAGUUGGAGAAGGAACAAUUCCAAAAGGGUCUAUUAAGAUGAGGCACAGCAAGCAGGUGAGCGUUUCGGUGGAGGCAAAGCUUGAUGGUAUAUCAUCAUCAAGCAGUGAUAUUAGUUCAGGGGUUUUGAAUUUGAAGAGCUAUGCCAAGCUGAGCGGGAAGGUGAGUAUGGUGGGUCUGGUGAAGAAAAGAAGAAGUGGGGAAAUGAAUUGCAGUUUGACAAUUAGUUUGGCCAGGCAGGCAAUCCAGGACUUCCACUGCCAAUGA
Molecule: messenger RNA, 648 nt
Organism: Prunus persica (peach)
Lineage: Eukaryota; Viridiplantae; Streptophyta; Magnoliopsida; Rosales; Rosaceae
Exons: 1
Coding region: 1-648 (215 amino acids)
Source: RefSeq, a predicted model, not a curated record